Messenger RNA from Drosophila yakuba, 1013 nucleotides. RefSeq lists its product as uncharacterized. The record is from RefSeq and is a predicted model, not a curated record. NCBI's taxonomy places the organism in Eukaryota, Metazoa, Arthropoda, Insecta, Diptera, Drosophilidae. The transcript is spliced from 4 exons. Bases 1 to 606 code for a protein of 201 amino acids.
AUGGCUUCGGAUGGUAUGGGAUGCGAUGGUAUAGGAUGUGAUGGUAUAGGAUGCGAUGGUAUAGGAUGCGAUGACCUAUCACAUUCCUAUUUUUCUUUAUUUAAGUUAUCUACUGCUCAUUUGCGCUUUACAAAUCUGAAGUGUGAAAUGAUCGACAGCAAGUUUGGAACUUUUGAAAUGUGCCGCAUCAAAGCGGUAAAUCGAACACAUAAAUACAUAGAUAUGGACUUAAAAAUUAAUAUACUUCCUAUUAAUAAUAUAAUGCUUAAAAUAGAAUCGAAGCGGUAUGACAAUGGGUACAAUGGAUACCGCCCAUUUUUUAUGUCUAUGACUUACGAUUUUUGUAAGUACAUGAAGAAUCCAAACCAGCGAUCGAUGAUUUUUUUAAAAGAACUUCAUGCAACUUUUCUCAAUGCAUCAAACUUAAAUCAUACCUGCCCUUACAAUAAUGAUAUUUCGAUUAACAAGUUUUGGACUGGUAACCUGGAAAAGGCGUUCUUGCGAUAUCUUCCUGUACCCAACGGGGAUUAUGCCAUUUUUUCGACGUGGUAUUCUUCAAAUGUUCCUCGUGUGUUGGUCAAAGUCUAUUUUCAAAUACACAACUGAUAAAAGAAUACGGAUUUAAUUGGACAUUAAAAAUUAAACACAGCAGCACGAACAUUGCAAAAUUAUGUACAACUACAAAAUAAAUAUUGGGCAAACAUUUUAUGUUUGCUUCUAUAUGUACAUAUACUGAUAAGACGUCAAAAAAUGUUGGAUAAAUUGUCUUUUUUGCUGGUAAUGCGCCUGGUGAUUAUACUUAAAAUAACAUUUGUUUCAACCCGUAGAACAUUACAUGAGCUUAGCUUAUAAGUGAACUGUGACGGAGAGUAUGGUAAAAUUAUUUUUAUCGAUUGUUUCCAACAAAUAAGAUACAUAUGUACAAAAAAAUGAAUAAAAUAAUAUAAGUACACAAGGGGAAUUUGAUAAUUAUAUUAUUUUCAGGAAAGAAUAAUUGUACAUAUUGAUAAAAA